GGCUACUGCCCGCAAAUUUCCUGCGUCAGACCUUCAUAGCUCGCACUCGCCCACUAUUGCUCCUUCCAUUCUGCAGCUCAAGACCAACUGCCACUGCUACCAUGGCUUCUCCAUCACCUACUCACUCAGCUUCACCACCACCUAAUCCCUUAGCCAAUCGUCGCGAUGCACGAUUUGUAGCGACAUUCGAACCCACCGAGUGGGAAGAAUUGUACUUCCCCGGAAUGCUCCAUCCCGUGGACUUGGGUGACACUUUUCUGGACGGCAAGUACAGGGUCAUUCGUAAACUGGGCGACGGAAGUUCUUCGACCGUGUGGUUAGCAGUCAGCUCAGGAUACCCAAAGUAUGUCGUCUUGAAAGUGUUAAGGGCCGAUGCUCCUCUCGAUGUUACGAAGACUACUGUCAUGCAGCAUCUCUUAACCGCUGGACGUGAGGAUCCUGGUCUGCAGUAUAUUAGGAAGCAGUUGGAAAGUUUUAUUCACUCGGGUCCAAACGGAACUCACCAAUGCUAUGUCUCAGAGGUUAUGGGCGCGUCAGCUGAUACCAUGAAGCGGGACAUGGUCGAGAAUCGAGGGAAAAACGAUCGACGGCUCCCGGUCUGGAUGGUCAAGAAGCUGCUGCUUCACAGUCUGCAUGCUCUGGCCUUCAUGCACCGACACGGCGUGGUGCAAGCUGACUUCCAGCCCGAAAAUCUCUUGUUUGAGCUUGAGAGUAUUGAGGGCUUGGAUGAAGAGGAACUGAAGCAAGACGUAUCCGGUACAGAACCAAGUGCCUUGAACACACACAUACCCCUGGAGAGAAUAGAUGGCAAGGUUGAUCUGUGGGCACCCAAAACGCUCUACCACGGACAGUCUCUGCACGAACGCGUACCACGUAAUGCGGACCUCCGCGUCAAGCUUUCAGACUUUGAAGGAUCAUUUUUCGAAUCUGACCCCCCACCCGAGCCUGCUGUGUGUAUCGGUCUUCGCGCACCCGAGCUGAUCCUUGAGCGGCCCUUCACCAACAGCAUCGACAUUUGGUCUUUUGGAUGUCUCAUCUACGAGUUUCUCGCCAACGAAACGUUGUUUUUCUUGAUAUCGUGGGGCAUGAAAGUCCCGUCUGAGGACGAUAAACAUCUGUGUUUGCUCAAUGACACUAUCCAGCGUCUGCCUGAGGACAUCAUGAAAGAUUGGCCGCGCGCCAGUGAGCAUUACGAUGCUGACCACAAGUAUAUCGGGAAGCCUACUCGUACCCCGAAUAAAGUUCUCGAGGUUCGCUUCGCUGAGCGGAGGCACCCUGAUAUUGGCGAUGAGGAGGCAGCUGUCAUCUGUCAGCUUAUUCGGAAGAUCUUGGUGUAUGAUCCGGAUGAGCGACCUUCAGCAGAGGAGCUGCUCAAGCACCCUUGGUUCUCGGAGUGAACCCGCAUACUCAUCAAGACCUGGCCAACUUAGAAUCACGGGUUUGAUCCUGCAUCUAGCGAGGCGUUUCGUGUUGGAGUAACUCGAUCUGGUAUCGGGAGUGCUCAGAUGCCCAAGUGGCAUCUCGCUGUAUUAUUGUAGCACAAUCUCUUCACUCUGAUGACUGUAACAUAACCUCUCCACUCAGAUGGAAACCCU
Boeremia exigua is the source of this 1595-nucleotide messenger RNA. RefSeq names its product kinase-like domain-containing protein. The transcript is spliced from 3 exons. Gene Ontology annotation, molecular function: ATP binding; protein kinase activity. The coding region runs from base 102 to 1397 and encodes 431 amino acids. Gene Ontology annotation, biological process: spliceosomal complex assembly; regulation of mRNA processing; protein phosphorylation. The record is from RefSeq and is a predicted model, not a curated record. Lineage: Eukaryota; Fungi; Ascomycota; Dothideomycetes; Pleosporales; Didymellaceae.